Molecule: messenger RNA, 5860 nt
Organism: Balaenoptera acutorostrata (minke whale)
Lineage: Eukaryota; Metazoa; Chordata; Mammalia; Artiodactyla; Balaenopteridae
Gene: KCP
Product: kielin cysteine rich BMP regulator
Exons: 46
Coding region: 5-5860 (1951 amino acids)
Molecular function (GO): protein binding
Source: RefSeq, a predicted model, not a curated record
GAGCAUGGCUAGGGCCGCGGCCGCUCUGCUGCCCCUCGUUCUGCAGCUCACGGGCCUGGCACUGGCCCCGGGGACCGGCAGAGGAGGGGCCAUCCCCAGGGAGUCUCUGGGGCUUGCUGACAUCCACGACUAUCAGCUGCAGGCGCCCGCCCACUCCUCAGCCCCUGCUGGGGCCCCCCAGAAGCAGUGGCGCCCCCUGGAGGAGCGACUGGGAAGGCUGGAGGCUGAAGUCACAGAGCUCAGAGAACAGAACAAAGACCUGCAGGGGAGGGUGAGGCAGCUGGAGUCCUGUGAAUGCCACCCGGCUUCGCCCCAGUGCUGGGGGCUGGGUCGGGCCUGGCCCGAGGGGGCUCGCUGGGAGCCUGACGCCUGCACAGCCUGUGUCUGCCAGGACGGGGCCGCACACUGUGUCCCCCAGCCUGGGCUGCCCCAUUGCCAUGGCUGCAGCCACAACGGUCAGGCCUAUGGCAAUGGGGAGACCUUCGCCACAGACGCCUGUACCACCUGCCGCUGCCUGGAAGGAGCCAUAACCUGCACCCAGAAGCCAUGCCCAAGAGGACCCUGCCCGGAGCCGGGCGCGUGCUGCCCGCACUGCGAGCCCGGCUGUACUGGAGGCCACAGGAGUGGGGAAACGUGGCAACUGGAGCCCUGUGUCAUCUGUACCUGUCAGGCAGGGACGGUGCAGUGCCAGGGGCCCUCAUGCUCAGAGCUCAACUGCCUGGAGAGCUACACCCCACCUGGGGAGUGCUGCCCCAUCUGCCGGCCAGGCUGUGAGUAUGAGGGGCAGCUUUAUGAGGAGGGGGCCAACUUCCUGUCCAGCUCCAACCCUUGUCUCCAAUGCUCCUGCCUGAGGAGCCUGGUUCGCUGUGUGCCCAUGAAGUGCCCGCCCAUCCCCUGCCCUGAACCAGCCCUGAGGCCCGGGCACUGCUGCCCGACCUGCCAAGCCCAAGGCUGCACAGAAGGCGGUUCUCACUGGGAGCAUGGCCAAGAGUGGACCACACCUGGGGACCCCUGCCGGAUCUGCCAGUGCCUGGAGGGCCACAUCCGGUGCCACCAGCGAGAAUGUGCCAGCCUGUGCCCAUACCCUGCCCGGCCCCUCCCGGGCACCUGCUGCCCUGUGUGCGAUGGCUGUUUCCUAAAUGGGCGCGAGUACCGCAGCGGGGAGCCCGUGGGCUCUGGGGACCCCUGCUCCCACUGCCGUUGUGCCAACGGGAGUGUCCACUGUGAGCCUCUGCCCUGCCCACCGACGCCCUGCAGACACCCAGGCAGGAUCCCUGGGAAGUGCUGCCCAGUCUGUGACAGCUGUGAGUACCAGGGACACCAGUAUCAGAGCCAGGAGACCUUCAGACUCCAAGAGAGUGGCCGCUGUGUCCGCUGUUCCUGCCAGGCCGGCGAGGUCUCCUGUGAGGAGCAGGAGUGCCCGGGCGCCCCCUGCACCCUGUCUGACUCUGGCCCCCAGCUCUGCCCAGCCUGCGUGCUUGGUGGAGAGGAGUUUGCUGAGGGGGUCCAGUGGGAGCCUGAUGGUCAGCCUUGCACAACCUGUUCCUGUCAAGCUGGGGUGCCCGUGUGCAGGGCUUUGCUCUGCUCCCCAGCCCCCUGCCAGCACCCCACCCAGCCCUCCGGUGCCUGCUGCCCCAGCUGUGAGAGCUGCAACUACCACGGCCAAGUGUACGCCAACGGGCAGAACUUCACAGAUGCAGACAGCCCUUGCCACACCUGCCACUGUGAGGAUGGGACCGUGACAUGCUCCUUGGUCAACUGCCCUCCCACAACCUGUGCCAGGCCCCAGAGUGGACCCGGCCAGUGCUGCCCCAGGUGCCCAGACUGCAUCCUGGAGAAACAAGUGUUUAUGGAUGGCGAGAGCUUCUCCCACCCCCGAGACCCCUGCCAGGAAUGCCAGUGCCGGGAAGGCCAUGCCCACUGCCAACCUCGGGCCUGCCCCAGGGCCUCCUGUGCCCACCCGCUGCCUGGUCCCUGUUGCCAGAACAACUGCAACGGCUGUGCCUUUGGUGGGAAAGAGUACCCCAACGGAGCGGACUUCCCCCACCCCUCUGACCCCUGCCGCCUGUGUCGCUGUCUGAGCGGCCACGUGCAGUGCCCGGCCCGCCGCUGCCCGCCCUUGCCCUGUCCAGAGCCGCUCCUGUUGCCAGGAGAGUGCUGCCCGCAGUGCCCGGCCACCCGCUCUGGCUGCCCUCGGCCCGGGGGCGGGGUCCCCGUCCGCCACCAGGAGCACUUCUCCCAGCCCGACGACCCCUGCCGCCACUGCCUCUGCCUCAACGGCUCCGUGUCCUGCCAGCGGCUGCCCUGCCCACCGGCGCCCUGCGCCCACCCGCGCCAGGGGCCCUGCUGCCCCUCCUGUGACGGCUGCCUGUACCAGGGGAAGGAGUUCGCCAGCGGCGAGCGCUUCCCUUCGCCCACUGCCCGGUGCCACGUCUGCCUCUGCUGGGAGGGCAGCGUCAGCUGCGAGCCCAGGGCCUGUGCCCCGGCACAGUGCCCCUUCCCUGCCAGGGGUGACUGCUGCCCUACCUGUGAUGGCUGUGAGUACCUACGGGAGUCCUACCUGAGCAGCCAGGAGUUUCCGGAUCCCCGAGAGCCCUGCAAUCUAUGUACCUGUCUCGGAGGCUUCGUGACCUGCAGCCGCCGGCCCUGUGAGCCUCUGGGCUGCAGCUACCCGCUCACCCUGUCUGGGCACUGCUGCCCGACCUGCCAGGGAUGCCUCUAUCAUGGGGUCACCGCCGCCCCCGGAGAGACCCUUCCUGACCCGCUCGACCCCACCUGCUCCAUCUGCACCUGCCAGGAAGGCUCCAUGCGCUGCCAGAAGAAGCCGUGUGCUCCAGCUCUGUGCCCCCAUCCCUCCCCAGGGCCUUGCUUCUGCCCUGUUUGCCACAGCUGCCUCUCUCAGGGCCAGGAGCACCAGGACGGGGAGGAGUUUGAGGGGCCCACAGGCAGCUGUGAGCGAUGUCGCUGUCAGGCUGGCCAGGUCAGCUGUGAGCGGCUGCAGUGCCCACCUCUGCCCUGCCCACUCCAGGUCACAAAGCCGGGGAGCUGCUGCCCUCGCUGCAGAGGCUGCCUGGUUCAUGGGGAGGAGCACCCUGAAGGCAGUAGCUGGGAGCCCCCCAACAGCCCCUGCUCCUCCUGCAUGUGUCAUGAGGGUGUCAUCACCUGUGCCCACGUCCAGUGUGUCACCUCCUGUGCCCAGCCUCACCUGGGGCCCCAUGACUGCUGCCCUCGAUGCUCUGACUGUGAGCAUGAGGGUCAGAAGUAUGAGCCCGGGGAGAGCUUCCAGCCUGGCACAGACCCCUGUGAAGUGUGCACCUGUGAGCUGCAGCCUGAGGGAACUCCCAGCCUUCGCUGUCACCGGUGGCAGUGUCCCAGCCUGGUGGGCUGUCCCGCCAGCCAGCUCCUGCCCCCUGGGCCCCAGCACUGCUGCCCCACCUGUGCCCAGCCGCUGAGUGCCUGCACGGAGCACCUGCGGGGGUCUAAGCUGGCCCCGCCAGACCCCUGCUACACCUGCCAGUGCCAGGACCUGACUUGGCUCUGCAUUCACCAGGCCUGUCCUGAGCCCAGCUGUCCCCUGUUGGAGCGCCAUACCCCCCCUGGGAGCUGCUGCCCCGUGUGCCAGGAAUGUGUGGUGGAAGCUGAGGGCCGGAGAGUGGCAGAUGGAGAGAGCUGGCAGGACCCCAGUGACGCCUGUAUCACUUGCACCUGCCAUGUGAGCUGGAGGUGGGAGGGUGAGGGUGGAGGACCUGAGAGAUGGAUAAAGGGAGGAGCCUCCGGUCACUGGACCAGAGAAUAUGGGGUCUUCGAGCGGGGCCGCGUGGAGUGCCGCCUGGAAGAGUGCCAGGCCCUCUCCUGCCCCCACGGCUGGGCGAAGGUGCGGGAGGCUGGCAGGUGCUGUGAGAGAUGCCAAGCCCCCGCCCAGUCGUGCGCGCACCAGGGCCGGCAGGUGGCCUCCGGGGAGCGCUGGGCCGUGGACGCCUGCACCAGUUGCUCCUGCGUAGCCGGCGCCGUGAGCUGCCAGAGCCAGCGCUGCCCGCCGCUCUCCUGCGGGCCCGACGAGGCCCCCUCCCUGAGUCCCGGCAGCUGCUGCCCCCGCUGCCUGACCCGGCCCGCUUCCUGCAUGGCCUUCGGAGACCCUCAUUACCGCACCUUCGACGGCCGCCUGCUGCACUUCCAGGGCAGCUGCAGCUACGUGCUGGCCAAGGACUGCCGUGGAGGGGACUUUAGCGUGCACGUGACCAACGAUGACCGGGGCCGGAGCGGCGUGUCCUGGACCCACGAGGUGGCCGUGCUGCUGGGAGACGUGGCCGUGCGGCUGCUGCAGGCCGGGGCGGUCACGGUGGAUGGGCGCCCCGUCGCCUUGCCCUUCUUGCAGGAGCCUCUGCUGUAUGUGGAGCUGCGGGGGCGUACGGUGAUGCUACACGCCCAGCCGGGGCUCCAGGUGCUGUGGGAUGGGCAGUCCCAGGUGGAGGUGAGAGUGCCUGGCUCCUACCGGGGCCAGAUUUGUGGGCUCUGUGGCAACUUCAAUGGCUUUGCCCAGGAUGAUCUGCGGGGCCCUGAGGGGCUGCUCCUAUUCACUGAGGCUGCGUUUGGGAAUAGCUGGCAGGUGGGAGACGGCCGGACCUGUCCCUCAGGCCUCGAACUGCCCACCGUGCUGCUGCAGAUGGAGCGGAGCCGGCGGGCCCAGGAGCAGCUCCUGUGGGAUUUGGAGCUGCUGACCGGGGCGGGGCUGGGCCUCUCCUGCCCCCCCUGGGCCCAGUUCUGCGGUCUGAGGGACCAGGCCCGGUGUGCGUGGAGCCAGUGCAGCAAGCCCCGUGGUAGGACGCAUGGGGGCUCUGAGCGGCUGACGAGUGGGAAUUCCGGGCUGUGCCCAUCGCCCCAGGCUGAGGACUCCCUGAGCCAGGACCGUCAGCUCCUGGAGGGGGGGCUGGCAAAGGACCCAUCGUCAGCCCUGGAUCUGAGUGAAGCCAGGUUUGAUGCACACCCAAGGUGGGAGAGCCCUGGCAUACCUGCAGAAGGGCCCACAUCUGGCUGCUCACAAGAGCUGAACCUCACCACCAGCAGUAGCUUUGGAGAACCAGGAAGCUCAGAGUUCAAGGAGCUGGCCCAGAGGGAAGACGGAGAGCUAGCAGGGCCCAUGCCCCAGAGGUCCCAUCAACCACCAUCCAGAAGCCUCCAGGAGAAGAAGCUGGCUCAGGGAGCCCCAGGGCCCUCAGGCCUCCCCUCCCAGGGCCUGCCAGAACCCCAGGAUCCCCUGGAGGGGCUGGGCUGGAGCCUGGGCCAGGAGAGAGCAGAACUAAAGAAACUGCUAAGAACUGAGAUUCCUCAGAGUCAGAGAGAGGAGGCCCCUCAGGAUCAGAGAGGGAAGGCCCUCCAGGGGGAGGACAAGGAAGUUCCUCAAAGUAAGAGAGAGAAGACAAAGGAGGGUCAGAGUGGGGAGGCCCCUCAGGCUCUGAGGGAAGAGGUCUCGGAAGGUCAAAGGUGUGAGAACAAAGAGGCUCCUCGAGGUCAAAGCGGAAGUCGCCUUAAGUGCCGGAGAAAGGAGGCCUUCCCGGAGCAGAGUGAGGAUUCUCCUCAGGGCCCGGAAGUGAAGAUGCUUCAGUCUUCGGAGCGCAGAGGCCGUGUCUCACAAGCCUGGGAGGUGGCUCGGGGAGAGGCACCUAUGCCAUCCCGGGAGGAAGGCGGCCCCCUGGGAAUUCCGGAGGGCUUCUGCAGGUCCCUGGGAGAACAGACGCCGCAGCCUGGGGGAAGGGAGGGCCCGGACCCGCGGGGAAGGACCACCCAGCUGAGGCAGGUUAAGACCGGUGGCCCGAGAGGAGAGAGCGCAGCGGCCGUGAGAGAGCAGGGGCCCGCCCGGUAA